Ochotona curzoniae (black-lipped pika) is the source of this 2824-nucleotide messenger RNA. RefSeq names its product CDC42 small effector 1 (gene CDC42SE1). The transcript is spliced from 6 exons. Bases 680 to 919 code for a protein of 79 amino acids. The record is from RefSeq and is a predicted model, not a curated record. Gene Ontology annotation, molecular function: small GTPase binding. Lineage: Eukaryota; Metazoa; Chordata; Mammalia; Lagomorpha; Ochotonidae. Gene Ontology annotation, biological process: regulation of Rho protein signal transduction. Gene Ontology annotation, cellular component: plasma membrane.
UCGCCCUCGGCUCCCCCACCGCGCCGAGAGCCAGCCCGGGAGCCCCGGCACUGGCCGACACCACGCGGGAGCCCCCGAAGAAACUGCAGCGGGACGCCCCGAUGCCCGAGAAGAGCAGGUGACCUACGCUGGACGCUGGGGAAGGCGUGGCUGCCCCGGGGCCAUGCGUGUGCAAACGCCUCGCCUGGAGUGCAGUCAGAGGGAGAGGACACAGAUAAACUGGGCAUACACGGCCUUCAGGAGAGGCUGUCAAGGUCAAGUCAUAAAAGAGCUGUUCUGUGGCUUCUGGGAGGGGUUGGAUCUCUGAGGAGGAGGAGGAGGAGCAGCAGGGCAGUGAACCGAGAGGGGGAAGAAAUUCCUCACCGCAGCCAGCCUUGGCUGAGGUCUGACCUGCUGCAGUUCCUGCGACCCAGGUGAUCAAGGGCUGUCUUGUAUUCAAAAAUCCAGAUGUGCGGGGCAAGGUGUCCAAGUUCAAUGAAGACACAGCCUCAUCUCCAGCUGCCCUGUUAGUCUCUCAGGGCCUGAGACGCUGCCCUUCACCGUGUGGCUGAGGACUCCACACCUGUCCUGCUGAGCGAACCUGAGAGUGUCAUUAACACCUAGGGAGAACUAGGAGCCGUGGGUCAAGAGCCCCGUGGGGGCGCGGGGCAGCAGCGUGAAGCUGGAACCAUCAGGGAACAUGAGCGACUUUUGGCACAAACUGGGCUGCUGUGUGGUAGAGAAACCCCAGCCGAAGAAGAAGAGAAGGCGGAUUGACAGGACCAUGAUUGGAGAACCCAUGAAUUUUGUCCACCUGACUCACAUCGGCUCUGGCGAGAUGGGAGCAGGAGAUGGACUGGCCAUGACAGGUGCAGUUCAGGAGCAGAUGAGAUCCAAAGGAAACCGGGAUAGGCCAUGGAGCAAUUCCAGGGGCUUAUAGCUCCCACAGGAGCGGUUCUGCAUCUUGAAGCCCCCACUCUGUGUCCAGCCCAGAAGAAAUGCUGCCCCCAACCCAGAUCCCUCCUAGAACCAGGGACCCCAAGGCCCUUUCCCCCUCCCUGCCUAACAGUGCCUCACAAGGCUGGGGGGCUGGCCUCCCCGCCCUCCCUCUGGUCACAGCCCCUCCUGGAGAUGGGGUGCAGGCAGCAGGACUGACCACGUAGAUCACCGGUUGGCCAGAGGAGCUCUGCUGAAGCCCUGGACACCCCGGAUCUGAGAAAGGAGCUCUCUGGGCACCUGGAAGUAGGCUCCUAAAUGAUGGUCUGGUGCCACUAUUUUUUUUUUUAACUCUUAACCUGGAAUUCCUUAAACCAGGCAGGUUGGCGAGAAUCCCAAAGCUGAACAUGGCUUUGCGGGAAAACCCCUACCUCCCUGGCCUUGUGUUUCCUCCUGGAAUGGACUGAAGCCGACAUCUUGCAGAGGCUGGGCAGGUGCCUGCUGUCUAGUCCACUCUACUUUCUUUAGAGUCCAGAACUUAAGCUCACAGCCCCUCAAUAUCUGCCAGUACCAGGGUCUUCUCUACUAAGGCCUUUCAGUCUGUUCCUAAACAUAAAGCUUCCCAGUAACUUCUUUUAAGCAAAUUAAGUUUAAGAGGAGUUCUCUUAAUUACCCCCAUCCUGCUACUACCUCUGCCCUUUGAGGGAAGUUAAAGAGGUGGCACUUAACUCGACAUUCCAUUUUAGUCCUGGGGAACCUGGCUUGCCCUCUGCCAGCCUCCCUGCUGGCCCAGGUGAGAGGAAGAGGGGUCUAGAGAGAUGCCAAAUGCAACAAAACUGGGAGUUGGCUGUGUGAGAUGUGGGGUCUGAAGGACCUCCUGGCCUAAGAGCAGGAAGUGGUUUCUCAGCCAGACACUCUGGACAUGUGGACUGGAUAAGGCUUUACAAGGAAGGGCUUUCCUGAUUUUGCCAAAUGUCUCCUAAGGCAGAGAGCCCUACCUUAACUGUCAUCCACAUGAAGCCUGAGCAGGGGUGAGCUGGGACUUCUUGUCAGAUAGCCUCAGCAGCACUUGCAUAAGAUUGCCAAUUACUGAGUGCAUUGCUGUGUUUCCACAGAUUCAUGUCUGUGAUGGACAUGUAGCCUGUUUCUCCAUUCUGGAGGAGGGGAAGGGGAGUCCCUGCCAUAUAGACAUGUGAUAGGAAGUUGGGGAAAACAAAGCAUCAGAAACACCCCCAGCUUAUCCUCCCCAGAUUUUUACUGUUACUUCUGUACCCUAGACCUACAACCAGAUGCAAAUAAGACUCAGGGAGUUUUUGAAGACCAGGGACCAUCCCUGCCUGGCCAAAGAGUCUGUUUAGAUGGGAAAGUGAUGUAGGAGCAGGCUCUUUAGGUAGUUUUCUCAGGUGUUGCUGUUCUGGUCAUUUUUCUUGCAGGUUGUUAAUGUAAUCAGGAAGGCAGAACGAGAAAGAUGAGCUCUUGCCUACCAGAAAGCGAGAAGGCUGGGGUCUCCGUUUUGUCUAAUGGAAAGCAUUCGUUCUGUUUCUUGGUAGUGGGGGAGGGGGUCAGGAGCUGGUAUCUGCUGUGCUGACUCCACCAUCCAUCCAAUUGGUCUCCGCCCACAGUGACUGAGAUUCUAAUCUCUUUAAAUGUCAGCGUGUUUUGCUCUAUAGUUUUUCAGAGUCUGAAAUUGGUCAUAGAGAUAACAGUCCCAAUUUUCUCUGGUUGUCAGGCCAGUUGCUCUGAAAGCCCAUUUUGCCGGCCUCAAGUAGCUCAGUAGCCUGAGGGAUCUAGAGAUGGUGGGGUUGGGGGGACCCCUGGAAUCUGGUUAUCAUCCUCUUCAACCUCAUUCUAAUGCCUAUUCUUUGGACACACUCUUUCCCCUCGGUGCUCUCUUCCCUUUAGCUACAUU